UUCUCGUAGUGCCCCGGCUUCCGGCGCCUUCCGGGUUGGCGCGCGCGGCCGCGGCCCGGUUUACUGCGCAGCAAUGGAGAGCGGCUUCGGCUCGGACUUCAGCGGCACGGGCAGCGGGAAGCUGGACCCGGGAGUCAUCAUGGAGCAAGUGAAAGUGCAGAUCGCCGUGGCCAACGCACAGGAGCUCCUGCAGAGGAUGACAGACAAAUGUUUCCGGAAGUGCAUCGGGAAGCCCGGGGGCUCCUUGGAUAACUCGGAGCAGAAAUGCAUCGCCAUGUGUAUGGACCGCUACAUGGAUGCCUGGAACACCGUGUCCCGCGCGUACAACUCUCGACUGCAGAGGGAACGAGCCAACAUGUGACCGACACCUGUGCCUCGGGACACCGUAUGCUUGCUCAUGAUCAGAACUGUUUCUCCAUUCACAAGGGCGGCUCCUGUCCUACGGCCCCAAAGUCUGGCAGCAUGGAGGGCUCAGGAGUUGAGGCCUCUCCCCUGGGCUGCUGUGCCUAGCCCAGUCUUAAAAGAGUGAGGACUGGUUUGAGCUCGGGGAUCUGCCUGCCCCCACCUGAGCUGUGACCUAAGAGCAGCCCAAUAAAUCGCUGCUGGGACAGAGAA
Phodopus roborovskii (desert hamster) is the source of this 615-nucleotide messenger RNA. It is a transcript of the gene Timm13, whose product is annotated as translocase of inner mitochondrial membrane 13. The transcript has 3 exons. The record is from RefSeq and is a predicted model, not a curated record. Lineage: Eukaryota; Metazoa; Chordata; Mammalia; Rodentia; Cricetidae. The coding region runs from base 74 to 361 and encodes 95 amino acids.